Molecule: messenger RNA, 1157 nt
Organism: Camelina sativa (false flax)
Lineage: Eukaryota; Viridiplantae; Streptophyta; Magnoliopsida; Brassicales; Brassicaceae
Source: RefSeq, a predicted model, not a curated record
CCUCAGACUGAGCAAAAAAUUUCUACCAAAAAAAAAAAGACUGAGCAAAAAUUUGCAGCUCUUCAACACGAAGAACGGAAGAAGAGAGCAAAAAAAAUAAAAAAUGGAGAAGAAGCGUGAAGGAGUAAUGGAAGCAAUGAGUCGGAUCGUAUCAGAUCCUUACUAUUUCCUCCAUUUCAUGGCCUUCUUCUCUUACCUUCCGAUUCGUAGCUCCGCCGCACCCUACACUUCACAUCGACUCUUCGACAGAGAAAUCCAAGCGUUUCUAGCGUUCCUUAUGUUUUCCGCUAUCAAGAUGGUGAGGGAGGAAACAUGGGAAGCUUUCGUUGCGGAUAGUUUACUCUACGCUAAGAUCUUUCUCAUAGCUGUGUCGUUGAUUAUGGAUUAUCGAGUGGCGAUCUGGUUUAGUGUCAUCUUUUCAGUUAUAUAUCUUUUAGCUCAGCAACCAGCAUUUAGUAAAUUAGGAACUGCGAAGAAGCUAACACCUAUGCAGUUGGAGGAUUUGCUAUCAGAUGGGCGCACAACGAAGUACUGGUUGAUAGAAUUCUUUGCAUGUAGUUCAUCUAAGUGUGUUCGUUCAAGCCGAUGCUUUCCUGAGCUCUCCAUCACGUACUCGAAUAAUCUUUUGUCUUUCGGAACUGUUGAUCUUGGACUUUUCCCUAAUACUGCAGCGCAGUUUGGAAUAUCUCUUGCCGGUGGAAUGUCUCAGCUUCCAACAUACAUAUUGUUUGAAAAGGGUGCCGAAGUCUCUCGGUUCCCAGACUUUUAUGUUGAUGCUGCACCUUCUUUACCCAUAACCAAGAAACUUCUAUGUCAACAUUUUGAGCUUGAUCGGCUUCUACUUGACUACAUAAACGGAGCAUAGUCGGAGAAAACGGGUAUUCUGGCUUUCUCUUGCAAGAGCAGUAUGAACACACAUCACCACAACCAUCACACUAUCUUAUUCGUUUGUUUGUUCUCUUAAAAUGGGCAUUUUUGGUGAGGCUCGCGGGAGAAAACGACGGUAUUAUACUUUAGUGCUAUAGAGAGAUAGAAAGAUUCUGUUGAAAUCUUACGGCUUGAAAUUUCAACGAAGUGUUCUUGAAUAUGAUGGUAAUGAAAUAUCGGUUUCUGACUUUUACUUAAGUGCUAAUCGUAUUCAUGACUUUUGAGGCUUA